Messenger RNA from Didymodactylos carnosus, 1192 nucleotides. NCBI's taxonomy places the organism in Eukaryota, Metazoa, Rotifera, Eurotatoria, Philodinida, Philodinidae. The record is from the annotation of a GenBank genome assembly.
AUGAGAACGACCAUUGCUCGGCCCAACCUUGGUGGCAAUGGUAACAAGAAUCGUCUAAUGUUCAAAUUUGAUGAAUUAUUUAAAACAUUGGAAUCAUCAAAUUCUGAAAUAUUUUCAAAUUAUCUUGAAAAAUGUUUAAAUGUACGGUAUACACACUUCAAUUUUGUCCGAGACAUCAUUCACAACUGGGCAAUGAAAUUACCAACAACAACAGCAUUAUGGUCAUGUGAGAAAGAUAAUGAAUAUAAAUUUACAUUCAAAGAAAUACUAGACUACAGUUCAGGAUUUGCCAAUACGUUAACAGGAAAAUAUUACAAUUUGAAACCAGGAAACACUGUAAAUGAGAAUUACUAUUGUACAGCCAAAAAAAGAACGUCACAACUAACAUUUAAGGAUAUUCGAUAUCAUUUACUCGCAUCCGGCACAGACUGUAUCAUUACAGACGAAGCUAAUGUAGAAGAAGUGAUUAAAGCCAUCGAAAAUCCUGUAAGACCUAUUAUAUGUGGACUUAUUGAUCCAAAAUCUAUUCGGUUACCGUUUGGAUGGAUGAAUUUGUAUUUAAAUGCAAUGGAGGCAUCGAAAGAAUUUGAUAUAUUUGAUUCAAAAGCCUCAACGCCUGCUCUGAGCAUACCAGGCUAUUGUUUUGAUCCGACCAAUGUCGAUUAUUCGACCAACAAAGAUCCAAAUAUAGCCGAUGAUCAACGUAUUGAAGAAGAAGCUCGUAAAGCCACAGAACAGCACAAUCGAAAUGGUAUUUUGGUGACAGGCCCUGUUUGGAAUACUAGACUGUUAUCAAAUCGUUUAUCGGAAAACGAAUCUUUUGACGCGGAGCAAUCUGUAAAAGGAAAAACACGUAUUAAGAUUAAGACAAAGAAGAAACAGUUUUUCCAAUUGAAUUCGAUGGAAAGCGUUAAGGGUAAGUACUUUUUGUAAACAAGAAGUACUGCAAAACUGCAGUGAAAAGCAUAAAGGUUUCGCGAAUUACGCGCGACAUGAUGUCAAUUCGACAAGAGCGUCAGAAAAUAUAAAGACGGUCAGACAAGCUGGCAAACACGCGUGUCUCAUAGGUAAUUAGCUCAUAUCCCAAGUUUCAAAUGAAAUUCAAAAUGAUGGGGAAAUCAAUAAAACAACAAGUACUAAUUUGAGUGGUACACGAAUACAGAAAAUAUUUUGAUGAUUUUCUCCAUCAAUC